This is a messenger RNA of Dipodomys spectabilis (banner-tailed kangaroo rat), 1446 nucleotides long. It is a transcript of the gene Trim72, whose product is annotated as tripartite motif containing 72. The record is from RefSeq and is a predicted model, not a curated record. The transcript has 6 exons. Bases 1 to 1446 code for a protein of 481 amino acids. NCBI's taxonomy places the organism in Eukaryota, Metazoa, Chordata, Mammalia, Rodentia, Heteromyidae. Gene Ontology annotation, molecular function: protein binding; zinc ion binding.
AUGUUGGCUGCGGCUGCCCCGGGCCUCCUGCGCCAGGAGCUGUCCUGCCCGCUGUGCCUGCAGCUGUUUGAGGCGCCGGUGACGGCCGAGUGCGGCCACAGCUUCUGCCGCGCCUGCCUGGGCCGCGCGGGAGGGGAGCCCGCGGCCGACGGCUCGGUGCCCUGCCCCAGCUGCCAGGCGCCCACGCGGCCGCAGGCGCUGAGCACCAACCAGCAGCUGGCGCGCCUGGUGGAGGGGCUGGCGCAGGUGCCGCAGGGCCUCUGCGAGGAGCACCGGGACCCGCUGAGCAUCUACUGCGAGCAGGACCGCGCGCUGGUGUGCGGCGUCUGCGCCUCGCUCGGGGCGCACCGCGGCCACCGCCUGCUGCCGGCCGCCGAGGCCCACACGCGCCUCAAGAGUCAGCUCCCUCAGCAGAAGCUGCAGCUGCAGGAGGCAUGCAUGCUCAAGGAGAAGAAUGUGUCCGUGAUGGAGCACCAGCUGGCAGAGGUGGAGGAGACAGUGCGUCAGUUCCGGAAGUCUGUUGGGGAACAGCUGGGCAAGAUGCGGGUGUUUCUGGCAGCCCUGGAGGAUUCUUUGAACCAUGAGGCAGAACAAGUUCGGGGAGAUGCUGUUGUGGCCUUGAAGAGGGAGCUGUCUGCCUUGAAGUCUUACCUGGAGCAGCUGCGGCAGAUGGAGAAGGUGCUGGAGGAGGUGGCUGACAAGCCACAGACAGAAUUCCUCAUGACUUACUGUUUGGUGACCAGCAGGCUGCAGAAGAUUCUGUCAGAGUCACCUCCGCCUGCCCGUCUGGAUAUCCAGUUGCCUAUUAUCUCAGAUGACUUCAAAUUCCAGGUGUGGAAGAAGAUGUUCCGGGCUCUGAUGCCAGCCCUGGAGGAGCUGACUCUGGACCCCAGCUCUGCGCACCCCAGCCUGGUGGUGUCCCCGUCGGGCCGGCGCGUGCAGUGCGCGGAGCAGAAGGGAGCGGCGGCGGCGGCGGCGGGCGAGGACGAGCGGCGCUUCGACAAGGCGGUGGCGGUGGUGGCGCAGCAGCGGCUGGCGGAGGGCGAGCAUUACUGGGAGGUGGAGGUGGGCGACAAGCCGCGCUGGGCCCUGGGCGCGAUGGCGGCCGACGCCCCGCGGCGGGGCCGGCUGCACGCGCUGCCGUCGCGGGGGCUGUGGCUGCUGGGGCUGCGCGACGGGAAGGUGCUGGAGGCGCACGUGGAGGCCAAGGAGCCGCGCGCGCUGCGCACCGAGGCGCGGCCGGCGCGCGUGGGGCUCUACCUCAGUUUCCCCGACGGCGUCCUCGCCUUCUACGACGCCAGCGACGCCGACGAUCUCCAGCCGCUCUUCGCCUUCCGGGAGCGCCUGCCCGGCCCCGUCUACCCCUUCUUCGACGUGUGCUGGCACGACAAAGGGAAAAAUGCCCAGCCAUUGCUGCUGGUGGGGCCCGAGGGCCAGGAGGCAUGA